UUCCAUGAUCAUUUUGGCGGCAUCGGCAUUCUCCAUUCUCGGCAAGCAAAGCAAGUAGCAAUAGGCGACUUUUUAAACAAGCAUCGGCCAAAAUUUUGUGGAUAUUAAUAAUUUGUUGAAGAAAUGCCUUGGGUUGUUUUGAGAUUUCCAGAAAGUGAAACAAUUGAGGCAGUACCAGCUAAGUGGUAUGACAAAGCAAACAAACUUUGUAAAUUUCCUCCCGUGGACGAUCAUACUGAGAAGGAGUUAUCCAACUUUAUUAUUGAAGAAUAUGACCCCUUAGAGGAAUGGCCAAUACAUGAGGCAGUGUUAGAAAGCCAGACAGAAUUUGUACUGUUUAACAAAGCUCACAUUAGAGCUAGUAAAGCGUGCAAUAGCCAGAAUUACAAAUCAGAUAAAGAAACUGUGUUACCACAAAAGAGACCUCCUAAACCAAGGAAAAUAGCGAGCAGUAGUAGUGAGCAGGACUCAGAUGGGUCAGAUCUGGUUUUUGAACAUUCAUUUCCUAGUAAGUUGUAAAAUUAAAAAGGUGUUAUUAUAAAUUUUAAUUUUG
Diabrotica virgifera virgifera (western corn rootworm) is the source of this 553-nucleotide messenger RNA. RefSeq lists its product as uncharacterized. The coding region runs from base 124 to 519 and encodes 131 amino acids. The transcript has 2 exons. The record is from RefSeq and is a predicted model, not a curated record. NCBI's taxonomy places the organism in Eukaryota, Metazoa, Arthropoda, Insecta, Coleoptera, Chrysomelidae.